UUUUUCAGUGCACUGGCCUUUCACUUUCACCCAAUCAUGAAGACAUUUUUGAACCCAAAACCUAGCCUGAAAUUGCGUGUCCAAUUUUUCUCUUCUCCAAUCGAAACUCCAAAGGACUAAACUGACCCUCUGUUCAGACUGAGCCAAGGAAAAGCUGCAUAUAAGACCAAAACUAUGUAACAGUCUCACUAAUAUUUAUUCUCUUCGAGUUUCAUCCCAGAUCGCCAUUCCUCUCUCUCUCUCUCUCUCUCUCUCUCUCUCUCUCUCUCUCUCUCGCAAGAAGCCAUAUAUGAAUAUCAGCUCUCUUAAACGGUACUCUCCAUCAUCUUCUUUGGACAAUGAAGAUUGCCCCUCACAACCAUCUCAUAUGAGGGUUUCUAGGCCACGAAUGGACUACAAGCUGCCAGAGAGAGGCUUGAAGUCCCCUGCAGUUAGGCCUUAUGUUCGAUCAAAAAUGCCUCGGCUUCGGUGGACGCCUGAUCUUCAUCACUGCUUCGUGCAUGCCGUUCAACGGCUUGGAGGAGAAGACAGAGCUACUCCAAAGAUGGUUUUACAACUAAUGAAUGUGAAGGGCCUUACCAUAUCUCACGUAAAGAGCCAUCUUCAGAUGUAUAGGAGUAUGAAGCAUGAGCAGAUGAUUCGAGAAGCAGCUAUGGCAGCUAUGGCAGCAAAGAAGAAUGAUAAGGCACAGGGCAUUCUACAUUCAAAUUAUAGCUUCUUAUGCUUGAAACAGAGAUAUUUCCAACAGAGUGAAAAGUACGCGGCCGUAUGGAUGCAUAACAACUCAUUCCAGCGCAGAAACAGUGGGACUCAUUGCAAUAAAGAUCUUACUCCCAAUAAUACAGGCAGGCCAGCCCAAUGGGUGGGGAAGCAAGAGAUGCGGAUUGGAAGGAAAAUGACCGUGCCAUCACCUAUAUCCCAAGAAAUAACAAGCAAAGCAUGGGAGCAGAAACCAAAUUCAUACAUCAUCUUCAAAGAUCUUCUCGAGAGCUGCGCCACUCGAGGGACAAAUGAGCAAAAAAGAGUACUCUUCCAAGGUACUGCUGCCGGUUGCCAGAGCAAUGAUCGAACAAGAGAAACACCCACAGAGAAUAUAGAGAGAGUGGAUGAUUAUAAAAUGUCUUUAUCAAUGAACUCAAUAGGGUCGGCCAGGUCAUUGUUGAAGCUCCACAAAAGUGCAGAUCAUGUCAAUGAUGUUUCUCUUGAGCUCACUCUUGCUUGAAAUUAAAUAAGCACAAACGAUAUAUAUAUAUAUAUAGACGGUUUCGGGACCUUAAAAAUUGUCUCGACCAUCUUU
Messenger RNA from Carya illinoinensis, 1297 nucleotides. RefSeq lists its product as uncharacterized. The transcript is spliced from 6 exons. The record is from RefSeq and is a predicted model, not a curated record. Gene Ontology annotation, molecular function: DNA-binding transcription factor activity; DNA binding. NCBI's taxonomy places the organism in Eukaryota, Viridiplantae, Streptophyta, Magnoliopsida, Fagales, Juglandaceae. The coding region runs from base 290 to 1222 and encodes 310 amino acids.